Messenger RNA from Cryptococcus deneoformans JEC21, 978 nucleotides. RefSeq lists its product as hypothetical. The coding region runs from base 71 to 937 and encodes 288 amino acids. Gene Ontology annotation, biological process: transcription initiation at RNA polymerase II promoter. Gene Ontology annotation, cellular component: SAGA complex; transcription factor TFIID complex; nucleus. Gene Ontology annotation, molecular function: RNA polymerase II general transcription initiation factor activity; promoter-specific chromatin binding. The transcript has 5 exons. The record is from RefSeq and is a predicted model, not a curated record. Lineage: Eukaryota; Fungi; Basidiomycota; Tremellomycetes; Tremellales; Cryptococcaceae.
AAUUCUCAGUCGCCAUAAUCAUCCAGCCUUGAUCUCUAUCUCUAUCUAUCCUAAUCAAAGAUACGUCAUAAUGUCGAAUUUCUCGUCGACUCCGAACGCAUCUACUCCUCCUCAAUUCCAGCAACAACGAGUUCAACCUCAGCAACAAGCCGCUCCUAGCCAAAAUCAGGCUGUGCCUUUUACGACAUUAUCAGCGUCUUCUUCAGUGCCGACACCUGUCGCUAGUGCUGUCGGAGUGUCUUCACCGACUUCUGGAUCAAUUUCUUCUCAGUCUGUUGUCGGCGGACCAACAGGGUCACCAGCUCCUCCACCUAUCUCUAGUAACGUCAAUGGUUCUGCAACUCCGGCAUCCUCAUCCACACCGGUUCCAGUACCUAACGUAAGUGCAUCAGACACACAAGCAGCUAUCACAUCUGCUCCUAUUACUACCUCCAUCCCAAAUGCCCAAUCCAACACAUCUGCCCCGAUCUCGUCUUCUGGUCCCACCGCUGGAUUGGCGGGGAAUGCAUCGACUUCGGCCGCUGCCGCUACUCAAACAGAACCCCAGCCUUCAAACCAAGAUACUUUCUGGGCAGCGCGUAGAGAAGAAGAGAUUGCUCGUCGCGAUCGAAGCUUGGCGGAAUUGUUGGUUAUGCUAGAUGGGUAUAAGCCUCUUAUCCCGGAAGAGGUCACCGAGUAUUUCUUACAACGGUCCGGAUUCGACUGUUCUGACCCCAGGCUGAAACGGCUCUUAUCUCUUGUUGCUCAAAAGUUCAUCUCAGACCUUUCAAGGGACGCCUUCCACUUCUCAAAACUGAGAGUCAAUGGUGCGACGGCUGGUAGAGGUAGACCUGCUGCGGGUGUUGACAGGAACAGAGUCGUUCUAACGAUGGACGACCUCAGCCUUGCUCUUGGUGAACAUGGAGUCAACCUCAAAGCUCCGGAUUAUUAUCUGUAAACUCUAGUUUUAAAUUGUUGUAUAGGGCAUGUAUCCAUAUU